UUGAAGAUCUGCCUUGUAAUUGGAGAUGAGAGAUAUUCUUGAAGGACUCUAUAAUACAGAUGAUGAAAAGGGAAGACAGAAGGCUGCUUGGUGUAGCUUCUUUUUCUACCUUUUCCUCCUGCUCAGCUUCAUCAUUAGUAUUUGCGCCUCUGUGAAGUGCACGAAGAGCUAUUUGAAUAAGACUCUGUUUACGUACAAGUUCCCUAUGUACGAGAGCGCGACGGAUAUUCCUGCGGGUGUGCCCGUCUCUCUGUCUGUCCGUGGAUAUGUCCAGCGUGGAGGUGGCUUCGGUAUUUACCGCAACCUCCGUCUUGAGAAGGACGAAGAGUUCCGUCGUUUGAAGACAGAGGUCCUUCUGAAUGGAAAGGUGCUUGUUGCUGCCUACACUGGAAAGCUGCUUUUGCUCACCCUGAACGGACUUGAAUAUGAUGAGGACUUCAGCUAUGAUCUUCCUUUGGAUCGUUACAGACGCGGCAUUGAGGUCGAUCACCUGAUCAAGCUCUCUGAAUCUCGCUGCGUGGUGAUCGGAAACAACGAGAUGAUCACUGUCACCAUCCAAUCGGAGGUGAUUGGAAAGAAGGAAGUACCGACCCCUGUGUUUGGAAAGGAGCACUUCAUUUUGGAGGAGGCCGAGACUACCGCUUUCCCUCAUGUGGAUUCCUUGGAUAACACCACUGUUGCUUUCAUUUUCGAGAAGAACUACCAGCUUUGGGCCGGAACUGCCACUUGGGCUGGAGAGGGAACCGAGUCGAGAAUGGAGAAGAACAAGGUGGCUAUUGCGAAUGAGGAGUGCAUUUACAAGUUCCACGGCGUGGCUGGAAUGAGCAAGGACAAGUUCAUCAUUGCUGCUGUGGGUCAUCCUAACAAUGGAACGGAGCAGGAUCGUGUGCCUGGAGAUCUGCGUGCCAAGGUCGCCACUGUGGCGAGCGAUGGCUCUCUUACUUUCGGUGAAUGGACCACCCGCUGGUUCACGGAUAGCUCGAACUGGUUCUCGCUGGACAACUUCAAUUCUUGGCAAGCUCUGGCUUGUUAUUACGAUGGUUUUGAGGGUAAUGGUGUGGUUGCGAUUAACAUGUUCCUGGCGGAGGAUCGAUCGAAGGUGGAGUUUGGAGGCUACGUCAUGGUGGAGAACGGAGGCGCCUCGAUCGAUUAUCAGAAGAUUGAAAUGCGUAUUUUGAGCCAGGACCGCUUCGGAGUGUUCUUCCCGGAUGCUUCUGCCAACGGAAAUCUGAUCUUCAUGAUGGGAGAGCGCACUGCGAACAACGAGCUGACCCGCAUUGGAUCGAACUUUGUCGUGGCGAGACAGGCCAGACGUGCUAAGGAAGGAAACUUCUGGUUCUCGAUUGCCCCCGUGAACUCCUUCCAGUUCACUCUUUUGGACUCUUUCAAGGGCACGUUGAAUGGCGAGACCAUCACGUACUCGUCCCUUAACAUGGGAUACCACUAUGCCUAUCCUGUGGGUAUCACCACCAACCGUGGCGGAAAGGAGAAGUACAUUCAGUUCAACGGUGUGUACACAUUCGCGGCGAACAGCGAUGUGACUCUGAAGCCUGGCUACACGUACUACACUAACAGCAAGGGAGAGCUGGUCAGAGGAAGACCUUAUGGAUACAAUCAUGCUGAGUAUGGUGCGUUCUAUGUGGACACUGGAGAUGAGAUUUGCGCUCUGCACAACCAGAUUGGUAUUGCUGUAAGCGAGAAGGAGCUUCUUAUUCGUACCUACUAA
This is a messenger RNA of Blastocystis hominis, 1726 nucleotides long. RefSeq lists its product as hypothetical. The record is from RefSeq and is a predicted model, not a curated record. Lineage: Eukaryota; Bigyra; Opalinata; Blastocystidae. The transcript has 4 exons. Bases 26 to 1726 code for a protein of 566 amino acids.